AGGAGGGAAACAAAAACAUAAACCCUAAGAAGACUCUCUUUUCUGCUCAGAAAAGCCUUAAACCCUACUGAUUCUGUCUCUUAUUAUUGUAAUCGAUGAUCUAGGAAACACCCUAAACCUCAAAUACUCUGUUCUAUGUAAGGGAUCGUUUUCUGAAAACUUUCCCCCCACCCCUUUUUCUUUUCUUCAAAACCUGUAAUUUAAGGGUUUUGGUGGAGGUGGUAGAAGAUGGCGAGAUUUGUCAGAAAUAUUUCUCUUGCGAGACGUUAUUUAGUAGCAGAGGAAUAUAGACAUGGAGUUGUUAGGUCAUCAUUUCAAGUUUGCAACUUCUCUUCUAAAGCAACUGUGAAAAAGAAGUCUCCAAAAUCAGAUGGAAGUGAAUCAGGUGAAGAUAGUUCACCUAAGAAAAUUGCGUUGCAACAAGCAUUGGAUCAGAUAGAAGCUUCUUUUGGAAAGGGAUCUAUUAUGUGGCUUGGUAGGCAAGCGGCUCAUAAGUUUGUUCCAGUGGUGUCUACAGGAUCUUUUUCUUUGGAUAUGGCAUUAGGGACUGGAGGACUCCCUAAGGGACGUGUGGUGGAAAUAUAUGGGCCAGAGGCUUCAGGGAAAACAACUCUUGCUCUGCAUGUUAUUGCAGAAUCUCAGAAGACUGGAGGUGCAUGUGCUUUUAUAGAUGCUGAGCAUUCACUGGAUCCAACACUGGCUGAGUCACUUGGUGUUCAAACAAAAGAUUUACUCUUCUGUCAACCUGAUAGUGGUGAACAAGCCCUCAGUGAGGUGGACACCCUCAUCAGAAGUGGCGCUGUCAAUGUUAUUGUUGUCGACAGUGUUGCAGCCCUGGUGCCAAAAGGCGAACUUGACGGUGAGAUGGGUGAUGCUCAUAUGGCCAUGCAGGCUAGGUUGAUGAGCCAGGCACUUCGGAAGUUGAGCCAUUCUUUGGCAGUGUCUCAGACUGUUCUGAUUUUCAUCAAUCAGAUUAGGUCAAAACUGGCCACUUUCGGAUCAUAUGGCCCUCAAGAAACUACUUGUGGGGGCAAUGCUUUGAAGUUCUAUGCAUCUGUGCGUUUGAAUAUCAAGAGAAUUGGCUCUGUGAAAAAGGGAGAAACGGUUACUGGUAACGUCGUACAAGUGAAGGUUGUGAAGAAUAAGCAUGCUCCACCAUUUAAAGUUGCCCAAUUUGAUCUUAUGUUUGGUAAAGGGAUAUCUCGAGCAGGGGAGGUCGUAGACUUGGCGGUCAAACACAAGUUUAUCAAGAAAGCGGCUUCGAUGUUUUAUUUUGAUGAUGAGAAGAGCUUCCGUGGGAGAGAUGCUGUGAUUAAGUACCUAGAGAAGACCCCAGUAGUACUAGACGAACUGAUAGUCAAGCUACGGGAAAAGCUAAUGCUUACUGAGAUGGAAGAGGGUGGCUCAUCAGACACUGAAACUUCAGAUGAAGAGGUUGUCGCUCCUGAAGAAGAGCAGCCCGCUGUAGUAGAGGCAUGAGGGGUGAGGGUAUCUUAAACUCUUGUUAGGGGUGUUGGGACAGAUAAUCAGAGCCGUCUUAUAGACCAGGCCAGCUAGGCUAUUGCCUAGAGCCUCACAUUGUUUGGGCCCAAAAUUUUAAAAUUUCUUACAGCUCGAAUCUUUUUUCUUUUUUUUUUUGAAGCAUUUGGAUGCCGUUUGUUAUGUAAAUACAAUCUUCAACUGGGUUAAGUGCAACCUUGAAGUUUGUUAUGUAAAUACAAUCCCAACUAAAUACAACUCCCUUUUUGUGUAA
Molecule: messenger RNA, 1753 nt
Organism: Papaver somniferum (opium poppy)
Lineage: Eukaryota; Viridiplantae; Streptophyta; Magnoliopsida; Ranunculales; Papaveraceae
Product: protein RecA-like
Exons: 8
Coding region: 229-1479 (416 amino acids)
Biological process (GO): DNA repair
Molecular function (GO): single-stranded DNA binding; ATP hydrolysis activity; ATP-dependent DNA damage sensor activity
Source: RefSeq, a predicted model, not a curated record